UCGUGUUACCAAACAGUAUCGUGUACUGAGUCGCAGGCAUUUUGUCUAAUCUUUUUUACUUGUUCACAUCUAAAAUUCACCAUGGUGUUGAAGGCUGUCUGUGUUCUCAAAGGUACCGGAGAGGUGACUGGGACCGUAUAUUUUGAGCAGGAGAAUGAUUCUGCUGCAGUGAAGGUGACUGGAGAGAUAAAAGGACUCACUCCUGGUGAACAUGGAUUUCAUGUCCACGCCUUUGGUGACAAUACUAAUGGCUGCAUCAGUGCAGGACCUCAUUUCAACCCCCACAACAAGACUCACGGCGGACCCACUGAUGAAGUCAGGCAUGUUGGGGACCUUGGUAAUGUAACUGCCGGAGAAGACAAUGUUGCCAAAAUCAGCAUCGUGGACAAACAACUGACACUCACAGGGCCUCUGUCCAUCAUCGGCAGAACCAUGGUGAUCCAUGAGAAGGCUGAUGAUUUGGGGAAAGGAGGAAACGAUGAGAGUCUGAAGACUGGAAACGCAGGGGGGCGGCAGGCCUGUGGAGUUAUCGGGAUUACUCAGUAAAAAGAAAAAAAACCCCAAAAAAACCCCAAAUAACGUUAGCACUAGACCCACUUAGAUGACCAAUCAGGUUGCCCCAACAGCACUAAGCUUUUCAGGAAAUUUAUUUUUGCAGGAUCAGUGUUAAGAGAGAAAAAAUAGACUAUGUAAGUAUACCACCCCACGAGAAGCUGUUUUUUGCUUGUUCUUUCACAUGUUCAUUAAGUGGUUGUGUUGUGGCUCUGUCGCAAGAUUCUGGCAGUUAUGACGUAGUGUUCCAAGAUCGCCUGAAGCCAUUCAUUCAAUAAACACUCACUGGUUAACCUUC
Messenger RNA from Chanos chanos (milkfish), 850 nucleotides. RefSeq names its product superoxide dismutase 1, soluble (gene sod1). Gene Ontology annotation, molecular function: copper ion binding. The transcript has 5 exons. Lineage: Eukaryota; Metazoa; Chordata; Actinopteri; Gonorynchiformes; Chanidae. Bases 82 to 546 code for a protein of 154 amino acids. Gene Ontology annotation, biological process: superoxide metabolic process. The record is from RefSeq and is a predicted model, not a curated record.